Molecule: messenger RNA, 4301 nt
Organism: Hermetia illucens (black soldier fly)
Lineage: Eukaryota; Metazoa; Arthropoda; Insecta; Diptera; Stratiomyidae
Product: protein charybde-like
Exons: 4
Coding region: 688-1416 (242 amino acids)
Biological process (GO): regulation of TOR signaling; apoptotic process; negative regulation of signal transduction
Cellular component (GO): cytoplasm
Source: RefSeq, a predicted model, not a curated record
GGCCGGAAUAGUAACUUCUGAACACUGCUGAUAUUCGUUUCGUUUAAUAGAAAGUUAAGAGGGAGUUAGUACUUCACCUUUUCAACACAUUAGUAUAACAAGAAAACACCGGGUAGUAUCAGACGCUUAAUGUUAAACAAAUUUUUCAACAACCACGGGUAUCAGAGAGCGGCAUGUGCGAAUAAAAACAAGAAGUCUUGCACAGAAGAGAGGAAUUACGGAUUAUGAAGUGAAUUACUAAAAAUGUUGUAAAGAAAGAUAUAACAACCACAAUAUAUGCAUUGCAAUAUAUUUGAUUUAUUGAAAAUUCUAUUGGAGUCAAUCGCGGAGAAUUUACGUGGAAGUUAGUAUUCGGCCCAAAAGAAUAAAAAAUUGUGUUUGUAAAUGUAUAAGCAAAAUUUCAAGAAGAAAAAAUAUUGAAAAGUUUCGUAUAAAAAUAAGUGAUAUCUAAGUGCUGUGAAACAAAUUUCAAUAAAACACAAGGAGACAAAAAGAUUAAAACACAAUAAAACCUAGGACUUGGACAAUUUAACAAAUUGAAUUAGCAACAACAACAAAAUUUAAAAAUCAAAUAUCCGCGCGACGUUUUAAUAAUAAUUAUUAUUAAAACACAGAAGAGUGCAACCAAUCUGCAUUUAGUAUUCAUACAAAUUUGUCAAAAUUGACGAAGUGUUUGAAGACAUACUCAUGAAAAUGGAAGUGCUGUCAGUACAAAAUCAAUUUCAAGGACAAUUCGGUGUUAUAGGCUCGAAUAAAAUUAAAGAUUGGACGAGUCCGCUAACACCACCUCGAUCAAGUGAUGAUAUUACAUCAUUACCAUCCCAGCGCAACUCACGUUUGUCCUCAUCAUCAGUUAAAUCAUCCUCGACAUCAUCAUCGCUAUCAUUGCCCUCAGCAGCGGCAGCAGCAGCUCGCGUAGCCAACUCAUCGCCAUCAACAAUGACAACCGCAGCAAGUGCAACAUCCAAUCCACCACAGUUCAUCACUUCAUCAUCAUUAUUAGGACAAGAUGAUGCAUCCUUGAAUGCUCUCUCACUUCGUCUUCAGGAUGAACUCCGCGCGGCGAAGAGUCGCCAUCUAGCCUGUACGGAAGUAUUAUUGCCUGCUGAUCUGCUGCAAAGGGUGGCGGCCGAAAUGAUUAAGGUUUCGGAGAAGGAACCCUGUGGCAUUCGGGGCUGCAGUGUAUAUAUCGAAUUUGAAGAUGAGCCUAGCAAUACACGGAGAAUCGCUUCGAUGAAGGUAGACCCAAGUACAGUGUCGACAUUCGAAUUGUAUUUAACACUGAAACAUGAUAAGAGCGGUUGGACGUCGAUAUUGCCGCAGUUCUUAAAAAAUUUGGCAAGAAGCAGUACAAUAAUGAUUAGUCCCGAGUUCACGUUAACGAAAAACAAGCUAUACCACUCGUUCUCAGAUUAAAUUCAUCGUUCCAGUGCGUGAUAUAAAAUCAUUCAUAAUUUUUCCUCAUCAUGUUCGUCAAUUGUAUUACGAGAAACAGAAAACAUCCAACCCUCCGAGCGAUUUCCGUAAAAUAUGAAACAAAAGAUAAAAAAAAACGUGCGCGAAUACUUUGAAUUUCACGUUAUUAUUUUUAUAUCAGUGUGAAAGUGUUGAAAACUCAUCAAAGCAUUAGAGUGAAGAAAAUAGUGUUGGUUCCUUUCGAAGUGAAAUCCGGGAAUCCCAGCGAGAUCUACGACAAAGGAUAUCAACUUUUCUACAUAUAUAGAAGUCAAUGAGGCAUACAAAAGUACGAUAUCAUUUCACAUACGAUAGGCACUCAACAGAGUAAACAAAAAGCUAAACUACUAUCACACACCCCCCCACAUCCAUUACAGUGGAAUCAUUUUCCCUGGUGUCCUACGCGCACCACUCCCUCGUCACAGUGUUGAAGGAUAUCAGUUUUCAUCAUCAAACCUUAUCUCACACAGCAUCCAAUUAAUAGAUUGGCAGCAGCAAGUACAUCUUGUUUUUAUUUAUACAAGCAUAUAUACAUAUAAAUAUAUAUUUCUUUAGUAUUAUGAUCAUAAACAAACAAAAAUGUAAUGUGAUACGAAAAAUCUUGUUCUUUUUUAAUAUUCAGUAGAAUAUUAAUUAAAUAUUGUUAAAGCGUUGCUAAGAAAGAAAGAUACUGAGAGCGAAAGAGAAAAACUCGCGCAAGAAUGAAGGAAGAUCCUGCCCGUCGUCCGUGUCCUUUGUAUUCCAUUUAAUUUGGAAAACAUUGAUUUAUACUCGGAAAUAGCAUGCAAGGGUAAUUCCUAAGAUAUAUUUUUCCAUUUUCGGAAAAAACAAAUUGAAACGACCACGGCUGAGAGAACUUUGAAUAUAUAUACAUUUGUAUAUCGAUAUAUAAAUCCGCAUCUUCCUUCAGAUCUGCCGAACUUUAAAUGUGCUAAUAAAAUCGAUUUGACAUCCAAUUUUGAAGAGAUACGGCGGUUAAAAAAAUAUGAUACAACAAAAAGUCAUCUGUGUUAUAUAUUUUAUAAUAUUAAAAAGUAGUUGAUAAAAAUGAAAACAAAAAAUACUAAUAUUAACGAACCUAUUUAAGUACAUGUUUUUUAUAAUUAUUAUGAUUUUCUUUUUUAUUUUUGAAAGUAAUGCGCAUUCAUUUUAGUAAUUUCGUUUAUUUUGUCGUUUGUAUUUUUUUAAGUUUGUCUGUUUUCACCCUAAUACGAAAUUAGUAAUUGAGUUUUGCUUUUAUCCAUAAAACAAUGUCAUUUGUCUUUCUCAUGAUUUAAAAGUUGAUGCAAUACUUCAUUACAUCAACUUGUAAUGAUCUCGAAUUAAUAAUAAUUUUUAGUUUUUUACGUAAAGAAUUCGUGUUUUUUUAAAGAUUUUUUUAAGAAUAAAUUUCAUUGGAUUUACUAUCUCUCUUAAUUGUCAUUGAGUUGAAAAAAGAACGCGCGGUAGCAUUUUCUGAAUAAUUUUCGGCUUCAAAACGAAGGAAAAUUGACAAAAUUUUGAACGUCUUUUGAGGAUUUUAAACACUUAUUUAUGUGUGUUUGAUAGUUUGUUCUAUUUGUUGAAAUCGCGUUUCCAUAUCGUUUUGAAAUUCGGUUCAAAUAUUAUAUACGAUGUUAGGUGUGUAAAAAAGCAUUCAAGUUCCUAUCAUUGUCAAAAUGAAAGUAAGAAGCGUUUUUAAUCCAAAUUUGCUAAGUCAUUCAAACAUUCCUGGGUGAAAAUUCCAGCAGCAAAUAGUCUUAAUCUUCUUACUGGUGCAUACCGAAACCUUGGUGGCAAAUGUGCUAUGGAACCAAGCUUACGAAGAAUUGGUAAAGCCUUGUUCAGUUCUAUCCUUCCAAAGUAUUCUUUUCAUGACAAUGUUCUUUCGAAAUAUUAACUUGAAACAAAAAAUCAAGAGGGCUGUACUGAGAUUCUACAAAUAAAAUUUAAAUAAACAAUUAUUAAAGUAAAAUCAAGCAAAAAAUAUUAACGAAGAGAAUUUUAGAUAUGUCGUCUACAUUGAAAUUUAAAAACAGAUAAAAAAUCAAGAUUUCGAUGGUUUUCACCAUUGUUGGUGGUGAGAAUUGAAACAACCUAAAGUAUAUAUUCGUAGAUUGAAUGUGGUAUAUAUUUUUCAAAUAUUCUUAAAUUACAAAUCGAGGUAGUAGGAUCGUUUUAAAUUAUAAUAAAUAGUACAACAAAUAUGUGUAACUCAUAUUCGGUAUUCUUCAUCGUAAAACGUGAAACAAUUGAAACGAUAAUAAGCUUCGGUAUUUACUGCAUAAAGUCGUCUUAACCUUGAAUGUUUACUAGAAAUGGAAAAUACAGCUAUUUCAGUUACAGUGUCGCACUUCGCUUCAGAGAUCAUAGCAUACCAAUAGAAUAGAACGGAAUUUAUACAGCCAGAAACACACAUAAAUAUCUAACUACCCCCUAUCAAGGAUCUAUCCUUUACAAGAAACUAAAAAAACUAACUUGCUUGACUGAAAAAAAAAAACAAAACUUCGAACCAAUAAACCAAUGAAAAUCACAAAUAUUCAUUGAAAACUUAAUCACGAAAAUCAAUUGUUCUACAUACAACAUAUAUAUGUAGUGGUAGAUUACAACAAAACAAAGUCUUUUUAAAAUUUUCUAUUAUCUCAAUAUUAAAAACAAGAACGCGUUUUAUAAAUUUAUGGUAAAAACAAAAACAAACGAAGAAAAUGUUAUGCAGAAACAAAAUAAUCAAUACAAAACCCUUUAUGAAAUAUAAUAGAGUAUAUUACAAAAUAAUUUUGCAACAAACAAGAAAAAAAAAAUCAGUCAUAAAAUGUGAUGUAGAUUGUAGUAUUUAUUAAUAAAAACCAACAAAGAAGUAAAUUUAA